AGGAAGCUAAUAAAAAUGAUGCAGUGUGCUCAAUCCUCAUAAUGUAUUAUGUACCUGAGGAAUCCUUCUUAGGAUGGUUGCAAGCUUUUGAAUUUCCAUUUCCCUUCCUCUACGCAGAUGGUACCAGGAGGGCUUCCUCAAGCACCUUAAGGCUUGGUCUUGAGUUCGAAUCCUGGGGAGGCCACUCUGGGCGCCGCGCAGGCUCAAGCCUAGGCACCAGGGCCAAACAAACAAAUGACGUCCCAACACUUAUUUUUUUAAUAAGAGCGCUGCAAGAAAUCAAUCUGUCCCUACGGAGACUAGCUACCAGCAAAUGAGUGGAUAUAACGACAGUACUCGUUAUAUUGCCCCACCUCUUGUUUAUAUGAGUGCCAAAGAAAUGAAUAAAAGUGACAGUGAUCCGUUGCAAUUUUUCAACAUCAGUUGGGGUUUUGAUGUGUCCAAGAAUGCUAGGUACUUUCUUCGGGUUCACUUCUGCGACUUUAUUAGCAACUCUGGGUCAUUUAAUCCAUGGCUCAAUCUCUAUAUUUAUAGCUUCUUCAGUCUGAAAAUAGACAAUAUCCCCUGGCCUUUUUUCCUUGAUCUUUUAGUUGUUUCAGAUGAUUCUGGAUUUCUCAAUGUCAGUAUAGGGCCUCAGAUUGAUUCUCCAGUUAACAAUUCCUUCCUCAAUGGCCUGGAGAUUAUGGAAAUCAUGGAGGAAUUGGGUUGGGUUUCUAUGGAAAAUGAGUCUAAGAAGAAAACUACACCUCUCCUGAUUGGUUUAGUUGUAGGAGGUUUGGCUCUCGUCUGCAUUGUGAUAAUUGUGCUCUCGUUGCGAUUAAAAUGCAGGAAGGAAAAGCCUGCUGAAGCUUCACACUGGUUGCCAGUUACUGUUGAUGGGGGAUUGAGUUCCCACAGCAGGGUGUAUGAGGCAACCAUCCAUGGCUCCCCUGUUCCUCAUUUAAAUCUGGGAUUAAAAAUACCAUUUGCAGAAAUUCAGUCUGCAACAAACAACUUCAGCCGCAAGUUGCUGGUUGGUAAGGGUGGAUUUGGCAAAGUGUACCCAGGAACUCUCAGGAAUGGCAUGAAAGUGGCAGUGAAGAGAAGUCAGCCAGGACAUGGCCAAGGCCUGCCUGAAUUCCAGACUGAGAUAUUGGUGUUAUCCAAAAUUCGCCGCCACCUGGUUUCCUUGAUUCGAUAUUGUGACGAAAUGAAUGAAAUGAUCCUGGUUUAUGAAUUUAUGCAGGAAGGGACUCUAAGAAAUCAUCUGUAUGGUUCAGAUUUGCCGUGUUUAUCUUGGAAGCAAAGGCUGGAAAUUUGCAUUGGUGCAGCAAGGGGACUUCACUACCUCCACACAGGUUCAGAAGGCGGAAUCAUUCACCGUGAUAGUAAGUCCACAAACAUCUUGCUUGAUGACAACUUUGUUUCUAAAGUUGCUGAUUUUGGAUUAUCAAGAUCAGGUCUUCCUCAUCAAACCCAUGUCAGCACAGCUGUCAAAGGCACCUUUGGAUAUCUCGAUCCGGAGUACUUCAGGACCCAACAGUUGACAGACAAAUCCGAUGUUUACUCUUUUGGUGUGGUUCUUCUGGAAGUGCUAUGUGCCAGACCAGCUAUCAAUCCCUCACUUCCAAGGGAGCAAAUGAACCUAGCUGAAUGGGUGAUGGUUUGGCAGAAGAAAGGAUUACUUGAACAGGUUAUUGAUCCUUUGCUCGUGGGUAAAGUCAAUCUCAACUCACUAAGAAAAUUUGGUGAAACAGCAGAAAAAUGUUUGAAGGAAGAUGGCACGGAUAGGCCUACUAUGGGUGAUGUGAUGUGGGACUUGGAGUAUGCUUUUCAACUUCAACAAACUGCAAUGCAGAGGGAGCCAUUAGAGGACAGCACAAACGAUGCUGCUUCCACAUUUCCAUUGGCUACCAUUCAGCAUUAUCCUUCAUAUAGCUUUUCAAUUUCAGACAUCCAUGGGCCUAAAAGAAGGGUCGGCAGUUCAGAGACAACAGAAAGCGAAGUUUUCUCCCAGUUGAGGAUUGCCGAUGGCAGAUAAUUUCAGUGUCUUUGAGGCAAGGUUAUGAAUUCAUGUUUGUUCAGCUUCCAAACACUGUUGCCGGAGUGGGAUCAGUGACUUAGUUUGUCAAUUGCUUAAUAUGUUGUUUCUAAUGGGCUCAAGGGACUAGUAUAUUAGCCUGGAUAAUUUGGCAAAUUAGCUUGUGUCAAAUAAAUUUCAGUUUAUGAGAAAUUCGAUUAAUAAAUCUCUACCCCAUUAGAAACU
Messenger RNA from Vitis vinifera (wine grape), 2245 nucleotides. Its product is annotated as probable receptor-like protein kinase At2g23200. The record is from RefSeq and is a predicted model, not a curated record. Gene Ontology annotation, biological process: protein autophosphorylation. Gene Ontology annotation, molecular function: transmembrane receptor protein tyrosine kinase activity; ATP binding. NCBI's taxonomy places the organism in Eukaryota, Viridiplantae, Streptophyta, Magnoliopsida, Vitales, Vitaceae. Gene Ontology annotation, cellular component: plasma membrane; plasmodesma.